CCUAUGUGUGUUUGAUUUAAGCUGAGUCAGCUGGACUGUCAGUGUGCCACAGUAAUUACCUCCCAGGUUUCCAAGAAGUCGCUGCCAUCAGGAAUGAGCUGGUUAUUGGCAUCAAGGGGGAAAACAUCCUCCCCAGGCUGCAGUGGAAAGAAAAGUCCAAACUUAAAGUUGGGUAAUAUGUGUUUAAUUCUUUAUUUCUUGUUUUUUUAAGGUAUCCUAUUAAAGGUGGAGUCAGUGAUUCUUAUCCAAGAGUCCACUGUCCAUUUGGCCCUCUACAGAAGCCCCAAGUUUCAAGAUAAACUACCCACGACUAGUAAUAGGUAAUGUGUAUUUAAAAAAAGAAGGAUUACCUGGAGAAGAGGUGACAAACAGCCUGGGGAUACUUCUAUCUGCCGCGGACAGCUCCAGCUGAUGCGCAACAAAAGCUAGCGGUUGUUGACGAGCUGCAUUCCUGAGCGGUAACACCACGACUCGCAACGCCAUUGGUCCAUUUCUUAACAGAGUGACUCGGGGCUCUGUGAUUGGUGGAAACAGUGCGCACGUGGAGCUUGGGGAUAGUCCGAAAAGAAAACAAGCAAAGAAAGAGGGUCAUCUGCUCGUACUUCCGUCUUCGCUUUGUGGUGAUGUUCUGGUAUUUUCGAUCAAGAUAUGCCCCGUUACUGCGCCGUGAAGGUGUGCAGAAACCGCGGGGGAACUACACCCAGAACCGACAACAAGAGAAUCAGCUUCUACCCGUUUCCCUUACAAGACAAGACCAGGCUGCAAAAAUGGGUGGACAACAUGAAGCGGGAAGAAUGGGCCCCGAGUCGACAUCAGUACCUGUGCAGCGAGCAUUUUACAGAGGACUGCUUCGAUAUCCGAUGGGGCAUCCGCUACCUGAAGAACACAGCCAUCCCGACUGUAUUUCCCUCCAAUGAAGAUGAUGUAGACAAAAAGUUUAGCACCAUUAAAAGAAGCCCGAAGGCCAAGCACAGGACUUUGGAUAUUGACAUUGAGCCUAAAGGAUUUUACUCUCCUCUCAACACUAGGCCACUGAUUUUGAGUCGAACAUGCAAAAAGGUCCAGUCAAAUACAACAGACAGCAUUGAUGCAGAGCAAACUGGGAUGAUAUUUGAAUCACCUCUGGUGUCGGACACUGGCAUCUCCUGUCUUUCAAAUCAAUCAGGGACACAAACUGCUCCUGGUGAAUUGCUAGGUGACAGUAGCGUUCCGAAAGCGUCCUGCCUCACACUGUCCCGAUGCGAUGAGCCCCAUCCUGAAGAGCAGGCUCCCUCGAUCGUGACUGUGUUGUGCUGUGAGUCAUUGGGCCCUUUCUCAGAGGGAGAGGAAAAUGUGGGUGCAGCUGCCCUCCAAACCGCACUGGGCCAGGCUUUUAGCUUCGUCCCUGUGGAAAUAUUCAAGGACCAAACCACUGCUUGCUUUUCAGAGGACAGACUCUGUGAUUUGGAGCACAUUUCCGUUUACGAGCACUCGUACUGCAGACCGGAUACGGACAAUGAUCAGCUUUGGCGUAAGAUCUUGAGUUUGCAUUCAAAGAUUUUGGAAUUGGACCGUCGGGAGGAGAUCACCGUGGACAAGAUCCGUGCUCUGGAGACCGAAGUAGCCCUCCUGAAGAAAGACGGGGGUGUUUUUAAAGAGAAGCAGAACAUUUUAGAAGAUUACAUCUCAUCCAUGCUGCUCUGAUCAUAGAUUGCAUAGAUUUGAUUUGUUGCCAUGACUCACUUUUGCUGCUAUGUUACCCAUGCUCCCAUUCAGUGGUGGAAUCAAACUUAGCACACAUACUCAAGUUCUGUACUUUAGCACAAGUUUGAGAUACUUGUACUUUACUUGAGUAUUUCCAUUUUCUGAUACCUUAUACGACCUUAAAUAUGAAUCAAGUAGUGCAUGAUGGGGAAUUCUUAUAUAUUGAGCUGCCUUUUAAGUAUAACACUUCCCAACUACAACAUCAGUGAUGCUUUCAACAUAUUUCAUCAACAAUUAUAACCCAUAAUUGCAUAUUAAAUGGUAUACUAUUUAUUUCAGAUAUGCACAAUGCAUACUUUUGUAUUGUACGCUUUGAUGCUAAUACUUUUCUGCUUUUACAUAAGUUGGACUUUGAAGGCAGGGUUGAAGGGUGUUACUACUAACUUCCUUUGAUACUGAGGUUCUCAUUUUCCUGCUUUGAAAAGUCUAAAUGACAGCUGUGUAAAUGGAUUGUUUAUUUGAUCCUGCUUUUGUCCACAUGGUGGCCCUGUUGGACCGUCUUCACAGUGGGUGUAGAUUUAUGAUCUGUUACAUGUUUACAGUUUGAUUGUAUCUCAGUUGUGAUAAAUACAUAUUCCUAACUUAUUGACCCACCGUGAAUCACGUCUGGAACCUUUUUAACACCUUGGUACACAACUGGAAAAUAAUAAUUGCUCUUAUGCUUUGGUGUUUAUCUGAAAAAAAAAAGCUGAAGUGCUAAAAUCUAUUUUUAUUUGGACCUUAAAUAUAUAUGCACCCGCCAAAACUGAAAAUAAAAAUGUAAAAAUUGCUUUAAAAAAUCACAAAAAAUAGUCCAAAUAUGUUUAACCCUUUGAAAAUGUUUUCAGGCCCAUUUAAUAACAAUCAUUAUACUUAUAAGUACAUAUUCAUUUCCUGGUUUUACAAUUAAAAAAAAUGCCUAGCAAGUUUGCUGUGUUAACACACAUGAGAACAAUUGCUCUGGCUAUGCUCCAAACAGCCGUGUUCACACUGUCCUUAAAUUACUAGCAAUCAUGUCCCUAAAGCCAGAGCUUCAUUGCAUUUCAGAGCUGUGAAUCAUUCCUUUUCUGUGCAAUCUCCCCCUAAAAUAUGCUCAGGAUAUUCUGCUUCAGAGAGCAAUCUGUGGAAGUGUGCUGAUAAAUGUGUUUCUUAAAGCCUCCCCUGUUCCCCUAU
Eleginops maclovinus (Patagonian blennie) is the source of this 2895-nucleotide messenger RNA. RefSeq names its product THAP domain-containing protein 5-like. NCBI's taxonomy places the organism in Eukaryota, Metazoa, Chordata, Actinopteri, Perciformes, Eleginopidae. The record is from RefSeq and is a predicted model, not a curated record. The coding region runs from base 649 to 1683 and encodes 344 amino acids. The transcript has 5 exons. Gene Ontology annotation, cellular component: nucleus.